AUGAGGAUCCAGAAGCAGCAGGUCAUUGUCCAGACUCUCUCCUUCAUCCACAUCCCUGUGGCCUUCUUCUUCUUCUUCUUCUUCUCAGCAGCGUCCGCUCAGGCAGACAGCAGCAGCAGCGUGGUGGUGGCGGGCUAUAACGUCAGCGCCCCGGCCGGCUCCAGCACGGUGCUGCAGUGUGUGAGCGGCCGCAUGGUGUGGACCAGGGACGCGGUGAGGGACAGGCAGAGGGUGGUCCACUGGGACAUGUACCGGCCCGAGCCGGACUACGCCAUGGAGAGGGUGGUGGACAUGUUCUCCUCGGGGGACCAGAGGAUCUACAACUCUUACAACCCGGGCCGGGUCGGCCUCAACCCGACGGCCUUCAAGGACGGAAACUUCUCUCUGGUCAUCAAAGAUGUGACCAUGAACGACAGAGGUCUGUACUCGUGUAACCUCCACCAUCUCUACUGCCACCUCCACGAGACCAUCAGGGUCCAGCUCAACGUCACCAAGUCACGGCGGAAGGAGCAGCGCUUCUGGGACGGGCACAAAGCCGUGUACGUGGUGCUGCUCGGGAGCACGGCGGUGCUGCCGUGCGUCAACCGGCGGACCGUCUGGACGGACUGGAGCAAUGAGGAGGAGGACCAGCAGGUGGUGCACUGGGAGCGUCAGUCCCCUGGGAUCCGCCAUGACAGCGCUGACCGCCUGGUGGACCUGUACGCCUCCGGGGAGCAGCGCAGAUAUGGCGCCCCGCUCCUCCAGAGGAAGAUGAACAUCAGCGAUCGAGCUUUUGCAGAGGGGGACUUCUCACUCACCAUAUUUGACCUGCAGCCCACAGACCAGGGUGUGUAUUCCUGCCACCUCCACCAUCACUACUGUGGUCUGCAUGAGAGGAGAGUGUUUCAGCUCACAGUGGAGCCGCCGCUCGUCCAGACGACUGCUGCAGCCAAGGCCCUGCCCAGCGGAGACAAAGACGCGACGAAGGCCGAGUCACCGCGAGUCAUCACCGUCAUCCUGCCCGAGCAGAGGCACCACUUCCUGCUGCCGCUGGGCUACGUCCUCACCUCCUUCCUGCUGCUGGCUUUCAUUAUCCUCAUCGUCAUCCUCGUCACGCGACGGCGUCGAACCAAAGAAUUCUACCCUCAAUCCUCCAUGAGGUCCAGCCGGAGCCACAGCAGCUCGGACCAGUUCGAGAUGGACGUCGCCGAGGUGAACGCGUGCAGCCGGGAGGAGGGAAGAUUCGACUACAAGAACAACCUGCUGAAGGAAAAGGUCCGCGUGAACACGCAGCCAAAGGUCAUCGACCUGGAUAGAGAGAUGCAGAAGUUUUCAAAGUGAGAAAGCAGUGAAAUCGGAGAGACUGGCUGGUCCAGAGGCUGCUCCAAACCAAACACCGAUACGUGGCCUUCUGCGCUGCUGGAAGGAUCAAAAGCCACAUGGACAGAAAAAAAAGAAAAAAAGAUCAGUAUUAGUCAUUGAUGUGACAUGAAAAAGGGAAAACGGUUCACAUCAAGUCUUAUGUUUUGAGAUUGCCAGUGGAUAAAUAUAAAUAUUAUAGUGAUCUUUCGCCUGGCUGGAGGACCAUUCUGCAUGGUGCUAUGGCGCCCCCCGGAGGAGGGCCCCACCUCAACACCUACAGAGGAUCAACUGAACUGACUCAGUGGAUUUAAAUAACGUGUUGCUUCCGCUUGAAUACUGCAAAUCAAGUUACAGGAGAAUGUUCUUCUUUUCACUUUGUCUUUGUUUUUUUGUCUUUGUUUUUUUUUUCCUUUUGAGGGGUGGGGGUGAAACGACU
Molecule: messenger RNA, 1777 nt
Organism: Salarias fasciatus (jewelled blenny)
Lineage: Eukaryota; Metazoa; Chordata; Actinopteri; Blenniiformes; Blenniidae
Gene: mxra8a
Product: matrix-remodelling associated 8a
Exons: 11
Coding region: 1-1320 (439 amino acids)
Biological process (GO): cell adhesion; cell differentiation
Cellular component (GO): membrane; cell surface
Source: RefSeq, a predicted model, not a curated record